AUGGAUACUGUUCGAGCAAGGACAUCUUUCCAAGAUCAACCCCUUGAAAAUGAUACAGACCACGCUCAGCGCUUUGCGGAGACGAUUUCCCUUCUGGGACCACCCCCUCUUGAGUUUCUUAGACGAAGCGAAGAAUCUCUGAAGUUCUGGGAUGAGAAUGAGGAGCUCUGUCAACAUCCCAAGCAAUUCCUUGAGAGUCGUGAAUGUCGACUCCAGGGCGAUGUUAAGAUGCCUUUCCUUGGGUUUGUACGGAAGGCAUUACGGUGGCUGCCUGAGGACAGACCAACCGCGAAGGAGCUCCUAUUGGACGAUUGGUUGAGAGGAAGCGACUAUUAA
Aspergillus fischeri NRRL 181 is the source of this 336-nucleotide messenger RNA. RefSeq lists its product as uncharacterized. The transcript has 2 exons. The record is from RefSeq and is a predicted model, not a curated record. The coding region runs from base 1 to 336 and encodes 111 amino acids. NCBI's taxonomy places the organism in Eukaryota, Fungi, Ascomycota, Eurotiomycetes, Eurotiales, Aspergillaceae.